Dendrobium catenatum is the source of this 1570-nucleotide messenger RNA. RefSeq names its product polyubiquitin. The record is from RefSeq and is a predicted model, not a curated record. Lineage: Eukaryota; Viridiplantae; Streptophyta; Magnoliopsida; Asparagales; Orchidaceae. Gene Ontology annotation, biological process: modification-dependent protein catabolic process; protein ubiquitination. Gene Ontology annotation, cellular component: nucleus; cytoplasm. Bases 159 to 1304 code for a protein of 381 amino acids. The transcript is spliced from 2 exons. Gene Ontology annotation, molecular function: ubiquitin protein ligase binding; protein tag activity.
CUACGAGUGUGGAAGGUAAGCUGACCGCAUGAGUACUACUGCGGAAGGAAAGUCGGCCAAUAAUGCUAUAAAAAAGCAUCCAAGCCUAAGAGCCUUAUCAUCUGUUCGCUCUUCUCUUAUCUCUCUCAAACUUUUAGGCUCCUAAUUUUCCUCCCAAGAUGCAGAUCUUCGUGAAGACUCUCACCGGCAAGACGAUCACCCUCGAGGUGGAGAGUUCGGAUACUAUUGACAACGUAAAGGCCAAGAUCCAGGACAAGGAGGGCAUCCCUCCAGAUCAGCAAAGGCUGAUCUUUGCCGGCAAACAGCUUGAAGAUGGCCGCACCCUUGCUGAUUACAACAUCCAGAAGGAGUCCACCCUUCAUCUAGUUCUCCGUCUGAGGGGAGGGAUGCAGAUCUUCGUAAAGACUCUCACUGGCAAGACGAUCACCCUAGAGGUUGAGAGCUCUGACACCAUUGACAACGUUAAGGCCAAGAUCCAGGACAAAGAGGGUAUCCCCCCGGACCAGCAGAGGCUGAUCUUUGCCGGCAAGCAGCUUGAAGAUGGCCGCACCCUUGCUGAUUACAACAUCCAGAAGGAGUCCACCCUCCAUCUGGUUCUCCGUCUGAGGGGAGGGAUGCAGAUCUUCGUGAAGACUCUAACCGGCAAGACCAUCACCUUAGAGGUUGAGAGCUCUGACACCAUUGACAACGUUAAGGCCAAGAUCCAGGACAAGGAGGGAAUCCCCCCGGACCAACAGAGGCUGAUAUUUGCCGGCAAGCAGCUUGAGGAUGGCCGCACCCUGGCGGACUACAACAUUCAAAAGGAGUCUACUCUUCACUUAGUCCUCCGUCUGAGGGGAGGGAUGCAGAUCUUCGUGAAGACGCUCACUGGAAAGACCAUCACCCUAGAGGUUGAAAGCUCCGACACCAUCGACAACGUCAAGGCCAAGAUCCAGGAUAAGGAGGGCAUCCCUCCAGACCAACAGAGGCUUAUCUUUGCGGGCAAGCAACUUGAGGACGGACGCACCUUGGCCGACUACAACAUCCAGAAAGAGUCCACCCUUCACCUUGUUCUCCGUCUUCGUGGUGGUAUGCAAAUAUUUGUGAAGACCCUCACUGGAAAAACUAUCACCCUGGAGGUGGAGAGCUCGGACACAAUUGACAACGUAAAGGCAAAGAUCCAGGACAAGGAGGGGAUUCCACCGGACCAGCAAAGGCUUAUCUUUGCCGGUAAACAGCUUGAGGACGGCCGCACUCUUGCGGACUAUAACAUUCAGAAAGAGUCCACGCUCCACCUCGUCCUCCGCCUCCGUGGUGGCCUGUGAGUGUUCUCUUCGUCUUUAUAAGCAGUUUGGUCAUGAUGGCUGAGAGUUGGGAGGUCUUGAUGUCUAAGAAUUGGGAGUCUAAUCGUUUGGUUGUCUGUGUUGCUUGAAUUUCUCGUAUUAAAUUUACCUGUGCUGUCUACUGUUGUGAUGAUAAACGCUCUAUGCACUAUCUUUGUUAUUAUGUAUGGUUAAGUUUAUUGUACUCGCUAUGUUCUGUGUUGGUAAUGCUAGUAUCUGUUUCAACGUUUCUUUUACAAGAAAUUGCA